AUGCAUGUCUUGCUGGGCUGCUGGAGUGGGAGGCGAGCGAAGAUGCGUUGCGAAGAUGCCGUGGCCGCUUCAGUCACUUGUCGCCUCCACUCCGACCCGGUCGGGCUCAUGUUGACAUGUCUCCGGCGUUCGGUUGACAGGUUCACUUUCGCACCGACAGCCCCUCGUCAUGUCGCGGCCAGACAAGAGGAAAGCCUACAUCUUCUUGUCGGUCGGACCGACAACUUGUCGACGGGUUUGGUUGUCUGA
Messenger RNA from Protopolystoma xenopodis, 249 nucleotides. The record is from the annotation of a GenBank genome assembly. NCBI's taxonomy places the organism in Eukaryota, Metazoa, Platyhelminthes, Monogenea, Polystomatidea, Polystomatidae.